ACUUCUGUACAGGCUUGGGGACUUGAAGGAGGGUAUCUAUUUAUUUCAGAUGCUUAUAGCUCCACAGAAGCAGGGGAGGUUCGUUCUAACAUGUAUUUCACGGGUGUAGUCAUGAGGAAUACUGCUAGACAAUGACUGGGCUUUGCUCCACAGAACCGAACAGCAUCCACAGAAACGUUGUAGGAGGGGGCACCGGAGCCCUAGCAAACAGGCUAAGUCCCUAAAGAGCAAUAAAGAAAAGGAGCACCCGGCGGCGAAGAAACACAGCCUGUCCCAAACCAUGCAAGAGAAACGAGGUCUACCCCAGCAUCCAUCGCAGGAGCAUUGCGCGUCAGAGGGACCCCUUCCUUACCUGGUGCUGCCAUUCUUAGGGUGCAGUCAGACCUAGACUACAACCCACUCUCCCGCUACCGCAUCCAUCAAGGCAUCUCUUCUCCCCCUCUUUAGCAACCCUUACGCAUGCGUGACUACAUGCCGGGUACGCUUCACAGAACUACGAUUCCCUUCGCUCACUGCGCGUUGGUUAAUACUGUUUCCUCCCGCCCUCUGCCAGUGGUUAUUUUUUGAUGUCUCUAUGACUCUUCCGCCCAUAAAGGACCAAAAGGAACGCGUUUGUGUGGGGAUGAGGUCAUGUGACAGUUGAGCCACCCAAUGAGACAACAGCUUAUGGCCAUGCCUGUGCGGUAGGAGGUUUGCUAGGAAGGCACGUUUCCUGUAAGUGAGGUCGGCGUUCAGAUUCAUCUGGCGGCAUGGCUCCCGUGCGCUGCUGCGUCCCUGGAGAGAGACUCUGCAGCUUAGAGGAAGGAACCCCUGGGAGCGGCACCUACACCCGUCAUGGUUCUAUCUUUGCCUCUCUGGCUGGUUGUCUUGUGAAGAAAAGCGAGAAUGGCACGCUCCCAGUGGUCUCUGUGAUGAGGGACGUGGAGUCUCAGCUUCUUCCUGAUGUGGGAGCCACGGUGACGUGCAAGGUUUGCAGCAUUAACUCUCGUUUUGCCAAGGUGCACAUUUUGUACGUCGGCUCUACACCACUAAAAUCUUCUUUCCGUGGAACAAUACGGAGAGAAGAUAUUCGAGCUACAGAGAAAGACAAGGUAGAUGUUUACAAGAGUUUCCGCCCAGGAGACAUUGUUCUGGCCAAAGUUAUCUCUCUGGGGGAUGCACAGUCCAACUACUUGCUGACCACAGCAGAAAAUGAGCUUGGGGUCGUGGUGGCUCAUAGUGAAGCAGGAUCACAGAUGGUGCCAAUCAGCUGGUGUGAAAUGCAGUGCCCCGGUACACAUGGUAAAGAACUGCGUAAGGUAGCCAGAGUACAGCCCCACUUUCUACACACGUAAUGAUUGAUGCACACUCUAAGAAGUACAACAAGUACACGAAAAGCUUUGCUCCAGGCUGUGAGUUAGAGGGGCCUGAAACCAGCCUCCUAUGCUAUUGCUGUAAAGGGACCUUAUGAGUGUGCAAGACAGGGCUGGUCCAGAGGAAAAGUAUGUUUGUUUCUGGAAUGGUCUGGGGACAAAGAACUUGACUACAGCUUCCUUUUCCUCUCAUUUUAUAUUGGAGUUGUACUGUUUUAUGAACCAAUAGCCUCUUCUCCAUUGUCCCUAUCUUUUCUGGUUGACUGAAAUCUUAGGCUCUAGCAAUCCCUGCCUUGGAAAGACAAAUAAAACUAGGUAAAAAGA
Molecule: messenger RNA, 1676 nt
Organism: Rhineura floridana
Lineage: Eukaryota; Metazoa; Chordata; Lepidosauria; Squamata; Rhineuridae
Gene: EXOSC1
Product: exosome component 1
Exons: 8
Coding region: 750-1334 (194 amino acids)
Biological process (GO): RNA processing
Cellular component (GO): cytoplasm; nuclear exosome (RNase complex)
Molecular function (GO): RNA binding
Source: RefSeq, a predicted model, not a curated record